Acanthaster planci (crown-of-thorns starfish) is the source of this 2909-nucleotide messenger RNA. RefSeq lists its product as uncharacterized. The record is from RefSeq and is a predicted model, not a curated record. Lineage: Eukaryota; Metazoa; Echinodermata; Asteroidea; Valvatida; Acanthasteridae.
CCAGCAGAACCCGCAGUUCUAGAGUAGUAUGACGCCUCUGUCAUGUUUGUGACCACGCACUUUGGUUGAACAGAGUGCACCAUCAUCAGUUAUCAUGAAAGAGAGGACUUAGGCAAACAAUGUCAUGAAUCUUAUAAUUGAUUAUGAAAAUGAAUGUCUCGGAGUUCCGCCCACCGCCUACCUAGGCCUACCGCUGAAAGUGAAACAGCCGCCCAAAAUUUCAUUAUUUUCCCAUAAGUUAUUAUUUCAGAAAAAUCAUUGUUUUUCUGAUGGGGCAUUGUCAGGAAUAGUUAAAAAUGGCAGCAAAGAAAAUCAGGAGUUUGUAGUGCGCGCACUCGCGUAUAAAUGGGCUGAUGCAAGAUUGAGAGCUACGUGUAGUCUAGUCAUUCUAGUAGUACGGUAGUAGGCCAACUUUCAGUUUCAAGGUGCAGGUAGAAUGGACAGCUCAACCAGACGAUAUACCUUGAAUUCCCACAUAGUUCCCUAUAAAGGGAGGACUGAGGUCUUCUUUGAGAGUGCAGAUUCAUACAUGUUUCACUGUGCAGUGAAGGGUUAUGCUGGGGCAUUCCUGAACACCUGUGGAGGGGUCAUUCACUUUGGGGUCAAGAAAACAGGGCGUGUCAUGGGGGUGUCCUGCACAAGAUCCCAGGAAGACAGUUACCGACUGGAGGUCGACGACGUCAUGAAAUUCUUCCAGCCAAAAGUCUCUCCAAGUCUGUACAGGUUGGAUUUCAUUCCGAUCGUCUCACCUCAAUUCACCUUUGACUGGAAGGUGAUUUCCCUCCACGUGUCAGCAGGGCCUGACAUCAUGUACAUGGAUGGCUCAGGACGGGUAAUGACGAUGUCAUCCAAAGGACUCUAUGGGCCAUUACAUCCUCAGGAAAUACAGCGUCUUGCCAUCCACAAAUACAAACAGGAUGUACUGAACGCCGAUAACUUGAUCAAAGUGAUAACCCCAUGCCCCAAAGAUGGGCGACAUAAAAAGAAAACUAAGAAGAAGAAGGAUGACAAGAGAUCCAUGUCCACCCAAACCACCCCACGCACACAACCGCCACCUGUUGUUUCCUCAUCCCAGGUUCUGUCAACUCAGACAACGCCAGGCCUCGUAAACAACACCCACGUCCGUUGUAUGAAUGACACACCGACUGUUUCCUCAACUACUUCACAGACACAGGAACCUGUCGGAAACUGUAACGAGAAGUCUAUACCGAUGCUGUCAAGUGACGAAGACAGUGUUAUAGUCCUUGAUCUGGACAAUUCCGUCAUAACCAUCAGAGACUCUGACUCCGAUUCUAAUGUGAUUGUUCUGGAUCAAACCUGCGAUGCCACACCAGUUCGUACUCCCAGCGACCUCUUUGCCUCACCGGACUGCUCAACCAUCAAAAAGAGGCCCCAGGAACGCCCAGAUCCAGAGUCCCCCAGCAGGUUUACAGCUCGGCCAACCAGCAGGACAAUCGGGCCUUCACACUGCAGGGUGGAUGCAACAAACAAGCACGCACGUACUUCUAGUGACACUGUAGUUAGCCACAGCAGAAAGAAGCUCAGGAAAAGUUAAAUGAACGAUUAUACGGCUAUGAGAAAAUGUCAGCGUUGACUGGUUUAUUACUGAGCAUUAUGCUUCUCCUGCACUACUUACAUAUGCACUAACCAGGCCAAAACAAAACUGGGGGUCCAGUUGUUCCCCUCUGUCAAAGGGUGCUAACCAGGCCAGGGUGUGCUUCCAGAAUUGCUUAGCAAAGGCAAACUUAGGCAGUCACGUUGCAGGCCACAUUAAAGCAAUGAUGGCAAUACUGUACCAUAUGCACUUGGCCCACCCUAUGGGCAUCACUGUUAAAAUGGGCCUCAACAAAAAUGAUCCCGUAUUCAAUUGAAGACUAAAAGCAGUUUUACUAUAACUGAGACAGGUCAAUCUCAGUAAAACCAAAAAAUCAACUUCAAUGACUUGACUUGAUUUCUUCUCGUCCAUUUAUUACUUUGUGAGCUCUUUGAAAGAAGAAACAGUAAAGUAAUGACUUGAACAGUAAUUACUUGAUGUAUGCAAGGAUUAUUUAUAUUGAAAUUUCAUUUACUGUGCACUAGUACUUACAAGAGUUUCGUAUAACUCUUCACAUUGGUAAAAAUUUAUCUUUUUUUUUCUUUUUUGUGACAUAAUAUAUGAUUACAAUGGACACUGUUUAUUGUUGCGCUUUCUAAACUACAGCAGUUGCCCAUUGAAGGAAAAGACAGGUUGGUUGCCUCUCCAAGUAGAUUACAGAUGAAUGCUCCAUUUACCCCAGAUAUGAAAGGUAAUUGCACUAAAUGAAUCACAAAGGAGGGCCUGAUGUUUCCAUCCUACCGGAAUCUUUCUCUGUGUAAUUAGAUUUGUUCUUGCAUAAAGCCAAGUUUCAGGUCAGGAAUUUGUCAACAUGGGUUUUACAACAAUUUACCUGCAUGUACUAUACAUAACCAGCAACUGUCAGGACUGUACACCUGUCAGAAUGCAUUGCAGGGAAAAUUAUCUUGCAAAAAUUGAAACAGAUUCCAAAAGAAGGUUGCCAAUUUUGAUACAAGACUAUGGCUCCUGUGGGCCAAUUGUACCUGAUACCAACAAGCCUACAUGCUGGGGAGAUUUAUGCACAAGUACAGAUUGAAUCAAGUCCAAUGUUGGCAGAAAAAGAUGUUUGCAAGAACUAGCAGGAAGGGUGCCCUUCUAACAUGCGGUUUACACUAAGAAUAUUCUGCCCUUUUCUUGCUAGUGUGUGUUGGGCUUUUUUAAAGAAAAUUCAAAAUGCCUGUAUGUAUAAGGCUUUGUAAAAGAAAAUGCAUCAUAACGUCUAUUGACUUGAGUUCAAAAUUACAUGUAUAACAGUGUGUUAUUGUGGUUCAUUUGGUGAUGACUUUGAAAUAAAGUGCCCUUGAAUUACAAUUUA